Molecule: messenger RNA, 5103 nt
Organism: Leptopilina boulardi
Lineage: Eukaryota; Metazoa; Arthropoda; Insecta; Hymenoptera; Figitidae
Gene: Nup214
Product: nuclear pore complex protein Nup214-like
Exons: 6
Coding region: 175-4947 (1590 amino acids)
Biological process (GO): protein import into nucleus; RNA export from nucleus
Cellular component (GO): nuclear pore
Molecular function (GO): structural constituent of nuclear pore; protein binding
Source: RefSeq, a predicted model, not a curated record
UCAUUUUCAAAAACAUUUCGUUCUUCAUAAUUCGACACAUUUAUUUAAUCUCUCCUACUACACAAGUUUGUUGUUGCUUUCAGAUGAAACAAUUGUGAAUCAAAACACAACCACGAAGAAAAACAACAAUAAUCCCAACAAUACUCAACAUUGACGCGCGAAAAAAGCAGCAACAUGAGUGUCACAACUGCUUCGGCUCCUAAAGAAAUUCAAGAAUUUCAAUUCAAAACAUCAAGUAAACAUCAAUUAUCAGAAAAACUUUUGGUUCCUGUGAAUUGUAGUCUCGUUGCUGCAGAUGGAAAACGAGGUUUACUUUACAUUGGUCAUGAAAAAAUAAUAACGGUUUUAAAAAUUGGCAAUGAAGGAAAUAUCGAAUUGAGAAUAGAUCUUAAUUUACCGGAUAAUAUUACAAGAUUAUCACUUAAUUGUGAUUUUUCACUUUUGGCAGUAACACUUUUUGGACCUUCUGUUUUAAUAUAUUCAGCUGCACUUUUAUCGAAAAAUGUUUUGGAUUUACUACAUGAAAUACGACUUUCAAGUUCAAGCGGUGAUGUAUCCGUUUUUGAUCUUCGAUGGAAUCCCGCAAUUCCAGGGAUGCUGUGCACAGUUACGAGUGAUCAUACAAUAGGAAGUUUUCAAGUGAGUGGUGAUAAAAAAUUAGGUUUUGUAAUAACUGGAUCAGGACGAAUUGACAAUGUCGAAGCACUUUGUGCAGCAUGGAGUCCAAAAGGAAAACAAAUAGUUGUUGGCUGUCGUAAUGGAAAUAUUAUUCAAUUAAAACCAGAAUUAAAAAUUGCAAGAACAAUUCCAGGACCAAAUCCAAAUAUGGGAAGUGUAAUAGCAAUUUUAUGGGUCAGUAAUUUUCAAUUUUGCGCAGCAUAUCAAGAACCAGUUGAAGGACGUAUCAAUGUUUUAAUUGUCGAUGCACUUAAAGGUGAAACUGUGGGAAAAUUUACAAAUUACGAAGAUAUUACUUAUGGAGGAAUUCCCACAAAUCAAUAUUAUUUCGAUUAUAUUCCUGAAUGGGGAGUUAUUAUUGCAGCAAGUAGUUCGAGUAGUGAAAUUGCCGUUUUAGGAACUUUUGACAAUGGAUUAACAUGGGAACAAUGGCAACUUAUUGAUAAUAGUAGAGCUGAACUUCCAUUAGUGCGAACGGAUGAAUCAUUUCCCGUUGGAUUAGCUAUCGAUAAAACUCCAACAACUCCACUUGCUCUAAAUCCAGAAAAUAUUCUACCAAAUCCUGUACCAAUACUUCAUAUUCUCGCCACGUCCGGUCAACUUUGCAGCUUUCAUAUUGUUAAUCUCAAGGCCGAUUGUCCUGCAAUUUGUGUUCCUCCUUCGGAAAUUGUUGUUGCACCAGUGGCACCAGUUAAUUUGCCAGUACCUCGACCAUCGUCUUCUGAAAUUUCAUUUAAUUUGGCAACAGGAGCAACAAGUACGCCACGUGCUAAAAUGGAUUCACCAAAAGAAAAGCCGAAGAAUCUUAUAGCAGCAAACUUUUUUGCCGAUAAUUCAAAAUCAACAAUUGGUUUCGCUCCUAAAUUUGAACAAGAAAAAUCACCGGCACUAAAUAUACCACCACCUGCAACAAAUUUAAUUCCCGUCAAUCUACCACCUGUGAAUUUACCAACAUCUGUAAAUUUACCACCAGCACCAUUAGCAAAAUUAGAAACAAAAAUGAAUACCUUUAUUCAACCACCCGAACCAAAACCCAUCGAUUUUGCACCCGCUGUUGAUCUCAAUAUUCCAAAACCAAGAAUUGAGAAAAUUGUCGAGAAACAAACAAGACCGGAAAUUAAAAUACAAAAAGAAAUCCCAUCAAAGGAUUCAAUACAAGAGAAAUCAAAUAUCGAUGAAAAUCUCUGUUUAAGAGCUUAUCGAGAGGAGCAAGUGAAUUUUGAAAAAGAAUUAAAAGCAAAACUCGAACCAUUAAUUUGGGAAGUUGGCACUAAGUCAGAGAAAGAGCAAAUUAUUGAAAAAACUGCAUUAAUCGAUGAAUUUCUUCGCGAUUUACAAGAAACAACAACAAGUCUCGCCAGUGAUAUUACAUAUUUACGAGGAUUUCUCAUACAAUCAUUUGCCUGGUUGGAAGAAACAAAUUCAAAAAAUUCCGAUAAUGUUAAAUUAAGUUCAAGAAAUCGUAGAGAAAAUUCAAAACUCAAUGAAUUACAAGAACUUUUUUAUUAUACACAAUCACAAUUAGUUCAGGCAUCAAAAGUUCUUGACUUACAAUGGUCCGAACAACAAUCGAGAGAACAGAAAAAAAUGAAAAUACCAAAUAUGGAAUGUAUUUAUCAAAGUUUAAUGCGACAUGGACAAAUUUUAGCAAAAGAAAAAAGUAACAUUGAUAGUCUCAUUAAAAAAUGGAAAUCAAUUGCACGUGGCAAUAAUACAGUAUCAGAUCUAAAUCGUUCAAUAUCAAAUCUUCAUAUUACAUCAAAUACCUCUAAUUAUUCUCAUGAUUCGACAAUUGAUCUACGAUGUAAAACAAUAAUUCAAAUGAAUCAAAAUUUCAGUCGUGAGAAACAAAUGAAAUUACGUGAUUUUCUCUCAGAAUCAGCACCGCGUAUUAUAAAACCAGCGAAACCAACUUUAAUUCAAGAUCGCUUAGAAUCAACACUCAGUUCACUAGCCUCAAUGAGUCCUCCAAAAACAAUUUCUAAACCAAAAAUCGAGCAAAAAUUAAAUCAAAAACCAAAAGUACAAAGCAGUCCUCUUGCAUCUUUAAAUAACAUUGUCUCGAAAAUUGUCGAAAAACAAGAAUCUGAUACGAAACUUUCAAUUUCACCAGUAAAAACUUUACCUGCGCUAGUUCCAGCAUUAGCUUCACAAAAACCAAAACAAACAAUAAAUAUUUCUUUCGCCCAAAGUCCACAGAAUUUAGCUAAACCAUUUCCAAAAGUCGAGGCUAUUAGUUUUGGUCAAAAAUCAGAGAUUGAUAAAGUGACAAAAGACAUAAAAAGUGGAAUUGAAAAAGAAGUGGUAAAAAAUUUGGAAAUUUCACCAACACCGGCAAUUAAUUUCACUGCAAGUAAUCCGGGAAAUAUUCUCCUAACUCCACAAAUUCAAUCAACGUUUAAUUUACAAUCCACUGCACCACCUCCUCCUCCAUCAUCAUCAUCAUCAACAGUUGCACAAAAUUUUUCAUUUGCUUCCAAACCACCAACAAAUUCACCAGCAUUCUCAUUUGCUUCGAAACCGGAAGAAAAAGCAAAUCUCGAUCUUGGUGGUCUAAAUCUUUCCCAAUCUGGAUUGACAAUUACACCAAUUUCAGAAACAAAAAUUACUAAUCAAUCUACUCCUGCAAUGUCAAGCAUUAAUUUUGGAAAGGCUGGAAAUAUUUUCGGUGCUUCCGGAACAAAUUUUCCUGCUUCUCCUUCUACUAAUUUUGGAACAAGUGCACCACCAACAACUCCUACGGCAAACAAUUUUGGAACUUCGAAUGUUUUUGGAACAACUUCGAGUACAACUUCUGUGACAACUGCAACUACCGUUGCAAAUACAUUUGGAUCACCGAGUAUUUUUGGAACAUCCGGCGCAAAUGCAUUUGGAACGACAAAUACUUUUGCAACAUCGCCAUUUGGAAAAAGUGGAAGUAUUUUUGGUGGUAGUAAUUCUAGUGUAUCGACACCACCAGCUUUGAGUUCAAUUAGUAUAACUUCUUCUUCUUCUCCUGCAACUCCUUUGAACAAUUCAGUUACAUCAACAAAUUCAACACCUGUAAUUAGUUCAAUUUCGGCUGUAAAUUUAACAUCAAGUCCAAAUAGUUCAUCAGCUUCUGGAGUUUCUUCAGUUAUUGUUUCCAAACCAGUUUCCGUCUCGAGUCCAAUUUUAGCUUCAAGUUUAACAUCCUCCUCAAAUUCUGUGGCUAUUUCUACUCCACCUCCAAACUACACAUCUCCAAAUGUUUCAUCAACAAUGGCCACAUCCGGUAUGGAUAUGCUGUCACUUUCUUUAAAUUCUUCAAAACCAACAACUUCAAUUAGUUUUCAAACUCCUCCUACAACGUCAAUUUUUUCGACACCUACUUUUGGUGGUGCUGCUCCUGCUUCAAGUGUAGCGUCAACAUUAAAUUUUGGCACUGCCAGCGCUAUUACAUCGUCGAAUAUAAUUGCUCCUGCCUUUGGUAAGGAACAAAAUUCAUCAAUUUUCGGUGGUUCGACAACAACAACAUCUCAAAGUGGAAGUGUAUUUGGUGGUAAAAGUUCAAAUACACCUAAUGCAAAUCCAUUUGGUGGUGGUAAUACACUCGCUCAAAGUCCAUCCGUUUUUGGUAAUGCAAAUUCAUCGGGUAAUUCAAUAUUUGGUGGUGCUUCAACGACUGCCACGGCAUUUGGAAUGAAAUCAACGCCAACAUCAACGGCAUCUGUUUUUGGAAUGUCAACGCAGCCUUCAGUUUUUGGCAGUGGAACAUCGGAUAAUAGUACAUCAUUAUUUGGAGGAGCAAGCGCUCCAAAAGCCCAGGAAACGAAUUUUUCUAUGUUUGGUGGAUCAUCGUCACCAGCAGUAGCAGCAGGAGGAGGCGGAGCUGGUUCAUCAGUAUUUGGACAAGCUCCCGCUUUUGGUGCAAAACCAGCAUUUGGCGCGAGUCCCGAUUUUGGACAAGCAAAAUCAGUUUUUGGAAGUGGAUUUGGAGCCGCUCCAUCGUUUGGUGGCAGUCCUGCAUCUACUGGUUUUGGAAGUCCACCAAUAAUGGGUGGAAGUCCACCACCUUUAGGUGGAACUCAAAUGCAAAAAGUAUUUGGUGGAGCGACUGGUAGUAAUACAUUUGAAUCACUUGCAAAUCAAAGUGGAGGUUUGUCAUUCAGCAGUUUGGCUCAAGGUUCACCUUUACAGCAACAACAACAACAACAAAUGCAACAACAACAACAACAGCAGCAGCAACAACAACAACAACAAAAGCCACCAGAUUUUGCAGCAAAAAGCUCAUUUUCAAGUUGGCGCUGAAUCAACAUCCAAAAAAAAUUAGUAUUCAUUAAUUUAAUAUUAAGAAAAUCUGAUUCAGUCUAUUAAAAAAAGGCUGAUAAAAAUUGAAUAUCGUUUUCGCUACAUUUUCAAGAUCUAAAAAUAAAAGAGUCUAUUUUAUGAAAAAUUUUCCCUUAA